UCAUUCAGCCCACAGGCUACAUACAAAAAUAAAAAAGAACAUAGCAUAUACUGUAUACCCAACAAGGACCAGCGAUCCGGCAAUCGGCUUUCAUGUAAAAGUAAUCCUAGUGGCUAAUUAGCUACAGGAUUGCUAUGCCCCCCUCCCCCUGCUGCUUUCCACGGUCUUCUCGGGCAGUCCCGUGCCUUCGGGGGAACUUGAAAAUGCAGCCAGUGUUUCUGCCAGCUGACCAUAGAGCUGAUUGGAGACCGGAAUGGUGCCAAUCAUCUCUAUAGUCUAAGAAAUCGGAAUCUACGAGCAU
Molecule: messenger RNA, 301 nt
Organism: Staurois parvus
Lineage: Eukaryota; Metazoa; Chordata; Amphibia; Anura; Ranidae
Source: the annotation of a GenBank genome assembly